Messenger RNA from Culicoides brevitarsis, 1647 nucleotides. Its product is annotated as IQ and ubiquitin-like domain-containing protein. Gene Ontology annotation, cellular component: motile cilium; acrosomal vesicle. The record is from RefSeq and is a predicted model, not a curated record. Bases 28 to 1647 code for a protein of 539 amino acids. The transcript has 2 exons. Gene Ontology annotation, biological process: cilium assembly. Lineage: Eukaryota; Metazoa; Arthropoda; Insecta; Diptera; Ceratopogonidae.
GUAAUUACGGUUCAUAUUCCGGCGAAUAUGAGUCGAGAUGGUUGUCCGAAGAAUCUCCUCGUUGAAAUAGAGAAUCGAAGUAUCGUCAAACCGUUCAUCGGGGGUUAUGUGCAUAAGAAAACUGGCGUCGAGUAUCAUGAUGCAUUCUCGCAAACGGGUCCGAGUGAUGAAAAAAUCUCAAAAUUGCAGGAAAAAUUGACGCGCGACACACAAACCGUCGAAGUUGCUGUCACGGGAGCUGAAACGCUGCUGGAUCAUGCCGUGCAAGUGUAUGGCGCAGCGAAAAAAUUCACUUUUGAGUCGCAAACAUCGCAAGAAUACGAAAUUAUCCCCGAAGAAUACGAAACUUAUGAAGAAGCACAAAAACGAAUGGACCUCGAGCAAAAAGUUCGGUUGAUUCAACGCAACUUUCGACGUCACAUGUGGCAACAAUUGAUCAAAUUCAGUGCAGCGGCAUGGCGAGCUCGAUGUGCAACGCUGGAAAAGAGCGAAAGUGAUCGGCAAGACGAAUAUGUCGCUCGUCACGAAGAAAGUUGCAUCAAAAAAUCCCAUCCGAAGACAAAACAAGACUUUGAUCUCCUUUACGCGCAAGUCGAGUCAUGGAAAGAAUCCGAAAUUGCAAGAAUUAACGAGCAAUUCACAGGUGCGCCAAAAAUUGCCGAACUAAAUGCACUUCUGGACAAGGAAAUAAAACUCCUGAACGAAAUUCAGCAUCAGAGAUUCAUGCUGCGAAAAGAACUGGAGAACGAAAAAGCCGCCAAACUCUUGGAUAAAUUGGGCAAACCCGUUUCUUGGGUCACGAGUAAGAAUAAAAAGAUCGAAAUGGAUACGUUGAGCACCCAAAGAGCGCGAUUCCUCACGAAAUAUUACGUGGAAAUGAAAAAAACUGUCGGUCCGGAGGAGAGAUUGAAGAUUUUGGCUCACGUGAUGCCCGUGGUUUACAGAGAAGAACAUUCCAAAGUGCCGCCGUUGCUGGAAAUGAUCGAACGCGAGAAAAAUAUGUUGAUUUGUGGCGUCGAUAUGGAUAGCUUGGAAGGUCUGAGACGAAGAGAAGCGAUAUUGAUGAUGGAAAUUAUCAAAAAUGAGGAGAAUGAAAGACGGGAAAAACCAAAGAUGAAAUUAUGCGGCAAAUGUCACGUGGUUCGCCCCAUUAUAGAAUUCGCGAUGCAAACGCGUCAAACGAACGCCAGCAUGUGUCAACGUUGUUCAAGUCUCAACGAACCGCCCGUCGACCAAACCGUAUAUUUAUCCAUCCUUCGAUCGAUUCGUCGCGAUGAACGUCGUCGCGGUGCCUUAUCCUCGUACGCUUUCAUCAUUCAAGAAACUGACAUCAAGUACAUUGUCGAGAACAUUUGGCACGGUCACUCGAUUCUGAGUCAAUGUGCAGCUCGAAGCGAUUUGCGGAUGCCCCGAUUUUACAUCAACGAGGAUUGGAGUCCGUGGAAUUGUGUUUUAUUGACGGAGAACGAGGCACGUCUCCAUGUCAAAAUCGAAGAUCUGGAAUACGUUUACGAGGAAAAUGUGAUGCGCGACAUAAAAAAUAAACAUGAACUCGCGCGCGGAGCAUUUCGACAAUUACGCGAUGUCGAUGAUGUUUUCGUUGAAAGCGGCGAAUGGUGGGAUGCGGGAAUGCAAGAAGGCGGUUAA